AUGGGUUCAACACAAGAGAAUACGGUCUUUUUGACCGAAAAAGAGGCCGAACGGAUCCGAAAUACAGUCAAGGAGACUGUGAAGAGAUGUUCCGAACUCCAUGGCAAAGCACGAGAUCCGCGAGAUGCAAAAUCAGCCUAUAGCCAGGCAACUGGCGCAUCGCUCAUGGCAGAUAUGGAAUCUAUGCAGUCGAAUGGUCGAGGCGAGACAUUGCCAGCUCUCGCUGUGGGACAGACGUAUCCGCCUUGCACAGUCGCGAGCGAAGAACUAGAACCUAUGAAAGUCAGCGAGCUAAAAAUGAAUACGCAUCAUCGCGGCCGCCGACUUCAUAUCAAACGUGCCAGCCCAGUUGUUGUGCUUACGGCGCGUUCGUGGACCAUGGUGGAGGAUGCGGAAGGCGGCGACACAGAGCGACUAGAGAUGAGUCUGCACAAGUCACGGCACGGAGAAGACAUCCUGGAAUACGCAAAAAACUUUAUCAUCAAAGAGCCAUAUUUCACUUUAACGGAAGAGGGCGAGGCUACGCUCCGUAUAGAUCAUCCUUCCGACCUGGUCUCCCUCAGCGACGCGCUUACUGGGAAAACUUUUCCAAGCACUAAAGCGGCAGAGAAGUUCGCCACGACUUGUAAGAGCGGAGGCAACGACGAACUGAAGAAUGGCGACUUGGCAGCAGCCCAUGAAAAGUAUACGGACGGUUUGACCGUCGCGAGGCAGGACAUCGUUUCGACGACAAAUCCUGACCUGGCUCGAGACAUUGCUCGUAAUCGGGCCCUCGUGAACCUCCGCUUGAGUCAUUUUGACGAAGCCAUAUUAGACGCUAAAGCUUCUCUCACAGGCCGAGGCGAUCCAAAAUCAAGAGAUCUGGACAGCAAAGCUUACUACCGCGCGGGGUCCGCUGCGUAUGGUCUCGGCCAGUAUGAUGAUGCAAAAAAGUUUUUCGAGGACCAAAUGAAGCUUGCACCAAAUGACAAAGAUGCGAGUACUUACUUGAAGCGGAUAGAGAUGCGGUUGCGUGAACAACAGACCGGAGCAUACAAUUGGAACAAGAUAAAAGCCGGCCUCUCGAAAGCUCGGCCACAUGUCGAUGCAGCAAGUUUCGUCAGCAAUGUAAAAGUUGAAGACAGCGAAGGCCGCGGGCGUGGUAUGUACGUUACUCGCAACAUACCUGCAGGAGAGAUGGUUAUGGCCGACAAAGCGUUCUCAGUGGUAUGGGGCCACGACAAAGAGGCUCUGACUGCAAUGACCUACGAUGUGCGCGACGACCGAAUUAGGGUACAGCCUAUAGGCUUGAGCAAAGCAAUAGUGCAGAAGCUCUUCGGUAAUUCCUCUCAAAUAAGCAGAGUAAUGGACCUCUUUGGCGACUACGACGGUGAUGGUAAGAAUGUCAUCCGAACCGAAGACGGUCCUAUAGUCGACACUUUCCGGAUACAUGAUAUAGUGUCGAGAAAUGGCUUUGGACUUGGCAACCAAUACGGGGAAGAAGGUGCACGGAAUGCCAGUACAGGUCUCUGCACAUGGGCAGCUUACAUCAACCAUUCUUGUGUACCCAAUACCAGCAAAGACUUCGUUGGCGACUUGAUGGUCCUUCGCGCUACACGCGCUCUCAACGUGGGCGAGGAGGUCUUCUUCAGCUACGAUCAGAACCCCGAUUACGAGGCACGACAGGCCGCCCUAAUGACUACUUGGGGCUUUGAAUGCAAUUGUCCACUUUGCGCUGCAGAGAAGGCUGAUGAUCCUACGGUGCGAAAGAAGAGGGCAGAGCUGGCAGACCAAUCGGAGGAGUUCGUCAGACGGGAACAUUGGGCAGAAGCGAAGAGGCUCACGAUUAGAAGCGCGGAGAGGCUUGCGAAGGCCAUCGAUGAAACUUAUGAUAACGAGCGAUACAAGAACGUUCCUCGUUUGGCUGGGCGAACCAUCCAAGAGUGGCUCACGAAGGCAAGCGCGAGGAAGUAA
Didymosphaeria variabile is the source of this 1953-nucleotide messenger RNA. RefSeq lists its product as uncharacterized. The coding region runs from base 1 to 1953 and encodes 650 amino acids. Lineage: Eukaryota; Fungi; Ascomycota; Dothideomycetes; Pleosporales; Didymosphaeriaceae. The transcript has a single exon. Gene Ontology annotation, molecular function: protein binding. The record is from RefSeq and is a predicted model, not a curated record.